AUGGCUACUAUCCUCUCCACUACGCUUCUCAAUCUCUUCUUAAUCCCAUCUUUCUUUCUCGCUCUCCUUCUCACCCCAGCUUGCAAAGCCGACAACAUCUUAUAUUCUGGUGAAACUCUCGGCCCUAACGAAUCUCUGGAAUAUGGGAACUCUCGUUUUAUAAUUCAAGAAGAUUGCAAUCUGGUCUUAUAUGAAGCCGGAAUCGCCGUUUGGUCAUCCAACACCACCCACAUAGCCACUAAUUGCCAUUUGACCCUGCAUACUUUUGGGAACCUUGUGGUAUAUGAUCCCGAAGGAAGUGCACUUUGGGAUAGUAAUACCUCCGGAUUGCCAGCCUUAAGGGUUAGAAAUGUAGUCAUCUAUGGUGGGGCCAUUUGGGCUACUGCUACUAAUGCAGAUGGGAACAAUGCAACGCCAGUGGUCAGCGCCGCUGAAACCAUUCGCACCACUUUGGUUGAUGAAUCUGAGAUCAGCACAGGCAUCUGA
This is a messenger RNA of Magnolia sinica, 486 nucleotides long. RefSeq names its product mannose-specific lectin-like. The transcript is spliced from 2 exons. Bases 1 to 486 code for a protein of 161 amino acids. Lineage: Eukaryota; Viridiplantae; Streptophyta; Magnoliopsida; Magnoliales; Magnoliaceae. The record is from RefSeq and is a predicted model, not a curated record.